Molecule: messenger RNA, 1464 nt
Organism: Clonostachys rhizophaga
Lineage: Eukaryota; Fungi; Ascomycota; Sordariomycetes; Hypocreales; Bionectriaceae
Source: the annotation of a GenBank genome assembly
AUGGCGGCCGAUACCAAGUCCCAUAUUGUCGUGGCGUCUACUCCUACGCCGACAGACCCAGAGAGCAAUAACCCGGAGCAUAACGUAUCAACAUGGGAACGAAUACGUGAGAUUUAUCGCUCAUCCUCUCUGAAUGCAUGUGCUUACGCCACCUACAGGUCUUGGGCAACGUUCGGGUACUUUAUCAGACUGCUUGAUUCGAGCAAUAUCACCAAUGCCUAUGUCAGUGGAAUGAAGGAAGACCUUGACAUCAAGGGAAACGAGUACAACCUUCUCCAAACCUUCUUCACGUGUGGUUAUCUGGUCGGCCAAAUCCCGUCUCAGAUGCUGCUUACACGCAUCCGCCCUUCCAUAUACCUACCUGCGGCUGAGCUUCUGUGGACAAUCAUCACCUUCUGCUUUGCAAGUGUGCAAAAUACCCGGACCGUCUUCGCUCUAAGAUUUAUUCUCGGCAUGCUGGAGAGUCCUUUUGCGGUCGGUGUUCUUACAAUUAUGGGCAGUUGGUAUACUCCUCAAGAACUUUCCAAACGCAUUGCGAUCUUCUACUCCGCUAGUUAUGCCGCCAGCAUGUUCAGUGGCUACUUACAAGCGGCAAUAUACAGGGGCCUCGACGGCGUCGCAGGGCUUGCCGGUUGGAGGUGGCUAUUCAUCUUCUGCGGGCUUAUUUCUAUCUGGGGUCCUCUGUGGGGCUUCUAUGCCGUCCCAGACAACCCGUACUCCUCCAAGGCGCGCUGGAUGCCCGAAGAAGAAAAGAAGAAGCACGUGGAGCGCAUGCAGAAAAUCGAACGCCGUGAGCCUGAGCGCCUGACUUUGCAGAAGCUCAAAAAGAUCGUUACCCACUGGCCGCUCUACGUGUUCAUCUUUGCUCUCAUAUGCCAUUGCGUCGUGACUCAGCCGUUGAACUACUUCUCAGUGUGGCUAAAGUCUCUGAACCAGUUCUCAGUUUAUCAGAUCAAUCUGUUCCCCACUGCGGCUCAAGCCCUGGGCUUGGUGACCACACUCGCCUACUCAUGGCUCUCCGAUGGCUUGAACAAACGCUGGCAGAUACUUGUCAUCCCCGCAACUGUCAACUUUGUCGGUAUGGUUAUCGUUGCCGUUGGUCCUGGCUACGGCGCCACCUUCUUUGGAUACCUCAUCAACGCGGCAUCAUGGGGAUUCUGGCCCGUUCUCUACGCUUGGGCGAUUGAGCUUAUGAGCGAUGACAUGGAGGAGCGUGCGAUUGUCAUCGGAGUUGCGCAAACGUUUGGGCAAGCCUUCAUUGCAUGGGUUCCAGUUGUGAUUCUCGACGUCGGAAAAUACGCCCCCAAAUUCACGAUGGGCUUCAGUGUCAUGUGUGGGAUUUCAGUGCUGCAGUUUGCCAGCAUUUUCAUCAUCAAAUUUGUGAGCGAGCGCUACGGUACAAAGGGAAAGCACGGGAAUGAAACUCUCCCGGUAGACUCCGCAGAAUCGGAUGUUGAUAAGUAG